Messenger RNA from Gracilinanus agilis (Agile Gracile Mouse Opossum), 414 nucleotides. It is a transcript of the gene RAB27B, whose product is annotated as RAB27B, member RAS oncogene family. Gene Ontology annotation, biological process: melanosome transport; positive regulation of exocytosis. NCBI's taxonomy places the organism in Eukaryota, Metazoa, Chordata, Mammalia, Didelphimorphia, Didelphidae. The record is from RefSeq and is a predicted model, not a curated record. Bases 13 to 414 code for a protein of 133 amino acids. The transcript is spliced from 4 exons. Gene Ontology annotation, cellular component: melanosome; secretory granule. Gene Ontology annotation, molecular function: GTPase activity; GTP binding.
GAUAACGCCUAUAUGAGAAGAAGCAGCAAGAUCAGCAUUAUGACUGAUGGAGACUAUGACUAUCUAAUCAAACUCCUGGCCCUUGGAGAUUCAGGGGUGGGGAAGACUACAUUCCUUUAUAGAUAUACUGACAAUAAAUUCAAUCCAAAAUUCAUCACUACAGUAGGAAUAGACUUUCGGGAAAAACGUGUGGUAUACAAUGGUCGAGGACCAAAUGGAACUCCAGGAAAAGCUUUUAAGGUACAUCUUCAGCUUUGGGAUACAGCAGGACAGGAAAGAUUUCGAAGUCUUACCACAGCAUUUUUCAGAGAUGCUAUGGGCUUCUUAUUAAUGUUUGACCUCACCAGUCAACAGAGCUUCUUAAAUGUCAGAAACUGGAUGAGUAAGUCAGACCAAGUAGCUUGCUUUGAUUGA